UAGUUAUCAGCCACGGGCCCCGAGUGAGCGAUCCAAUAGAAAGUAGACCAAAUGGAAAGCUUCAACUAACUGUAUAAACCGCGGCAAUUGAUCUCUAGUAAUAUACAGUAGGCCAGGCAUGCUGAAAUCCCACUCUACAUUAUUCCAAGGGAUGGCGAUAAUAUAUAGCCUUAGUCAAGCUGUUCGUCCGCGGUUGUUCCUGUGACCGAGAUAAAUCCACGGAUUCUCGCGAUGCGCGCAUGCUGUAGACCCCCAAGCGACCACGCGAAGAUUAUCAAGGGACUACUCCAUCACUAGCGAUAGCCGAGCCAUGCCCUAAGGCAGUUGACAGCUGACGGCAUCAACUGAGUCGGCCGCCGGUUGUCUUUGGUGAUUAUCUCGAGUUACACCGUCGUGCAGCAAGCCAAUCCAUAGCUGGUCACGGGGUAUGCUCUAGACAAGCAGAAGACAAAUUUGAUGGAGACGAGGAACAUGAUGGUGAUGACUGACGAUGUUGAUGAUUAAGGUGACGACAAAAGGGCUAGAGGCAGCCUGUCCAGCAAGAAGAAGGUCCAUUUUGGUUGAUAUAUAAGGACGACUCCGAAUGCUGCUGCCAGGCAUGCCCUCACUCAGUCGCCGCCAAUCACCAACAUCGUCAUCACCAACAACCACAACAGUCCCAACAUCGCACACGCAGGAAGACAACAGGGACAGUCUGUAUACCCCUUGAUCAGUAUUUAUAUACCCAGGGACCGGGAAUAGAUGGCUCCCGUAGCUGAGGAACUUUUUCGGAGAGUGCCUGAGUUUGGGGAGCCGUCUCUAGGAGUUGCAAUACACUGGGCCGACCCUAAGGAUAUCCUGUCCGUUCUCUUCAUUCUCGGCGGCGAUCUCGUUGAACAUGCGUUUGCUCAGCUUGUUGGGACUCCAGUUCCACCGGUUGCUUUCUCGUUUGGUAGGCCGCGCCAGUUGCCAGCAUAGUUAUCUUGAGAGUAUUGCUUCCUAUAGGUAAUGUCAGUUGUGGCUAACAGAUCUUUGUCAGGAUGCGUUUCAUACGGUUUGAACGCUGUGGUAUCAGCUAUCGGGAAGAACAGGCUCAUGCCCGACACUGAUCAUCCAUGCAAGAUCAUCAACGGCGAGACAGGCACUUCGUUUGACAAUACCAGCUGGGUACUUGGACGUUUACUUCGGGAUCAUGACUACUGGAAACACAAGGACGUCCACGACCAUCUCAAAGAUAAAAUUACUCGAAAAUGGGACCAGAUGAAACUCGACAGCAUAACCACCCAUGGUACCUGUGCCAAUGUGAGACGACCUAAGAAAGCUGGCCUCUGUGUAUCUAUAUACAAGGCCAAGGAGGAAUGCCUGGGUCGACCUAAAAGAGAUAAAUUCGAUUACAGCGGCAUGCUCACCACGCUCCUUCAACUUUUGCUUUCAGCAGUUCCACUCAUAAGAGAAGGUGACUGGUCACCGUUUCUGACAACCUUGAGUGGCUCUUUAUUGUCUAUCAUAUCAGGUUGCCUGCGCCAAUGGCGACGGGAGAAGUGGCCAUGUUGCGCAAACUCAGAGAAAACAGUGGUUUUGACAAAAGGUGCCGGGUGCCAACAUGCUAUUGUCAUCAUAGGAGACGGGCGUGGCUUCGACCUUGAGGAAAUGGCUGUGGGCUCAGAGGAGAGAGAUUUACCUUGUGACAUCUUCACUAGAGUUGCCGUUUUCAUCCUUGCUGUGCUCUGGGUCCUGCUUGUUAUAUUUGCGGCUGGUCUUAAAACCAAUGCUUGGUAUGUUAUCACAGCUGGCGGCAUGGGAACUAUUCAAAAUGCAUACGUCGUUGGAGGAAAACGCACCCCAGAGUCCUUCGGCCUCCCUUUGGAGUUCCUCGACGUUAUAGGCGAAAUUGGCGUUAUGGAUACGUUGCUCGCCGUGGAAGAGAAAUACCCAAACUUGGGUAGCAAUAUGGUAUCUACCUUUUUUCCGGAUGGCCAGAUGACGGAGGAAUACCAUCUGAAAUGGGAGGCCCUUCGAGCGAGAGCUGCUCUGCAAGGAGGAAAACCACGCCGAAGCCAGACCAUCUAAUGUAAACCUUUCAACCUGCAUUUUCCGCAAUGGGAAUAUGAGCAUCAAUUUCAAUUCUUUUCAUCAAUAUUCUAAUGAGGUGCUACAGGGUUUAUCCGGUUUUUCUCUUAUGUUAGCUGUUUAUUUGUUCAAGGGAUCUGUGAAUGGAGCGUAUGCUUAGCGGCAUCACACUGGAGUCUGAAUGUUUACAUCAAUAGAGUUAUGGAUUAGAAUGAGUAACGAGUAACGAACUUUGCAGGACUAGAUACGAAUGAUAACAAUCCUUGGCUGAAAAAAAUAUUACUGGUCCGGUUCUCAAUAUCAAUAUUCCAAGUACAUCCAUUGGCUAAUUAAUCUCAAAAACGCGAGUCAACCAGAAGAAUUAAUUUCAGCUGCAUUGGCUUCAUUUCCUGAGAUUGAGAUAUACUAUCCAUGUGAAGUUACAGUUGGUCAUUCUAGGGCCGGUAGCUAACGUAAACCACGACGGCGGUAUUAGGGCUUACCAGGAACAGUGCGGACUAGCAUAAUGAAGUUCCACAAGAGUUCCAUGACAGUUCCAGAAGAAGGGUGUUUGGGAGGGAGGUAAGGAGAUAUUUCCCGGUUUCAAAAGCUUGAAUGGGAGUGUGUGUAUCUAGAUAUAGGAAAUUGCGAAUAGUUGUUAUCUAAUAAGUAUGGAUAUGGUUUCAUGUACAAGCACUGCAAAGGGCUGAGGAAUGAUGGCAGAUGAUCGACGAGGUUCAGUACGAAGCAGUAAACAUGUAAGACAUCGCUGGUCAAGCUUGAACAGCUGCUCCUCGUAUAUGUAAGUAUAUUUAUUCGUGAGUAGAGAGAAAAAAAAAAUUUAUCCUAUCAUAUUUGCUUUUGGGAGCACAAUGGUGGCCUCCCUCAAAGUAUGGAAGCCGGAUCCCUGUGUCCGACAGUACCCCCGACUGCCUGAAACUGCUCACUCACAUCUGACCCUCUAUGUAUCGAUCAACAUGAGGUGAAGGUGGGGAGAUGCCAUGAACCGCAAGACAUAUUCAUCAUUUCCCUUCCUCCCUCCCCCAUGAUCCCCUUCUCUGUGUUGACCACGAGCCAGGCAUUUUUCACAAUGGUCGUACGGAGUAAUCGGGCCUUUCUUCCUCACAGUCCUCAUGGACAUGCCAGCGCAGUGACGUCUCUAAUUAUGGCUGAAAUGAUAAGCUACAAGUCCACGCCUCAGCCGCAGCCAAUUCCUCAUCAAUUUCCAGGCUUAGAUGCCUGCUCCUGGUCCUGAUAACGAUCUUCUUCCCCGCUGUCGAGGGCGAGGGGUUUUGAGAAUUGACCCCUGGGUAUAUCAUGUUUUUUUGAGCUUUUCUAGUGAAAGAGGGACACGGCAAUGCAUCAGUCUUGGUGUGGCAGUUGUAUACGUCAAACAGCCUGCCUUUUCAGCGAGGUCACUGGCGGAACGAGCAUCAGAACCAAGGCUGUUUUAAUGCUUGUCGGUUCCAUGCUAGGACCUUCAACUCGAAUGAUGAUGCACGGAACCCAUCAUUCUUCUUCCUAAUGGCAACAUCAUCUUUCGCCCUCAUAACGUUUUAUGAAGAACCGAUAAGCUUGUCGUCAUAUCCAUGGUAACCUAGUAUGUACCUUGGGAGUAAGAGAGGCAUUAGGACAUGCAGACUGGCCUUCACAUGCGAAGAGCCCUGGCUUGCUCUUAACCCCGUUGCACGUUAGUUAUAUCAAAGUAUUUAUUAUCAACUUCCUGCAGGCACGCCUAUUAUUAGCUCGUCGUCCGUUUUCUCGUAGUGUGUGUAUGGAUAUUGGGUAAAAGAUUGGAGUAAACAGCGCUGUGGAUGGUUUAAAAAAGGCCUCCAAACUCUAAAAAUAGAGUUUUCAUGAGAUGAUAUUAUAUAAUAUAAGGUCCGUGCGUGGACAGAUUAGGACUAGCGUGACGCCGGCGUUUCAUGGUGAGGAGCUAAGCCUGUAUAGCCCGGGAAUCGUUAUGCCUCCGGACGCGGAUAAACCUGAUCCGCAGCCAAUCAGAACACCACGAUGAAUUUAGCGCGCUCAAACUCCAACUUCAAAUCAAACGAAACAACAAACCAUCACACUGUUUGGCAUCGCGAUCUUGAUGCAAGUACUAGCAACCUAGCCUGCUGCUACUCGAAAACUAUACAUGGGUAUCCCUUCACACUCAUGGGAUGGAUGACAUGCCGCACACCCCCGACAAGACCCGCAUCCAAGAUGCAGACACAGAAAAACUGGAUAUCAAACGCCCCGAGCGCUUCUCGGCCAGCCUAGAGUUGGUACCCCCAGCGCAACACCCUCACUAUUUCUCUCUGUUUACUCCGUGUCUUGUCUGGUUCAUAUCUCUCCCGUGUAUAUUCAACGAUCUUUUCUUGGCCGACACACUCAGCACUCCGGCUAUCUCAUACGCAACUUACGUUACCUCCGUCCUUCCUAUUCAGACCAUGGCUAUAACAUCAACGUUCCUGAGGAUCCAGAUGGCGUUCGGGGAUGCCGUCCAUGGCCAGGUUCUAGGAUUUGACAUCUUAGUGCCUUUCGUCUUUGGAAAGCCAUUCCUGGUCGGCCCCUCUCUAAUAUAUCAUCCGCCCAUACAACAAUACAUUUCUUUCACCACACGUCAUGGUUACCCCCACUAACCGCGGAAACCCAGAGCAAUAACCCAAAACACACCCUCCUGAGUCAAGUCUGGACUCGAUUAUUACUGGUGUGGUCCUUUUUUUACCACCCUAGGUGACGUUUUCUUACUCUUGAUACCUACCAUACAUAUACACCUGACUGUGGCCUGAUCGGAAGGCUUCAGGGCUCAGCUUCCUCGGAGAUUGUCCUCCCAUUAUGCGCCUCGAGAUUCCAUUCAGAACCAGAACAAGGUUCUAAUCUCUUCAUUCUAAGUCUAGACAGAUUCUUAUGUCUAUAUGUGCUCACUGACUGUAGAUGAUCCUUCCCCUAUAUUGGAUACGUUUUAAUUCCAGUCCGCCCGGAAGUUUUUCUUUGUUAAAAUUAUAUUACCACCCGCCAAGCCGGGUUCAAUUGGCUGGAUUACCUUAUUCCUGAUGCAUGAUUUCGUCUUUCGACCAUUCAGCAUUCAUUCUUUGGGCAACGAGGAAUGGGUGACGCCUUAAAGCGGGACGCCAACCUGCAUGGUAUACCGGGACAUUUUGAUGAUAGCCUCUGCGAGGCCAUCUCCCCCAUCCCAUAUCGACACCGUAACUUUCUUUUCCCAGGAAGUGUAUACGCAUGGAAACCCCAGUUCCUCCCAUUAACUUGAACUGUUAACUUUUCUUUCUUUACGAUAAAUUCCAGCUUUGGUUGAAGAGCUUACGACAUACUUACAUAUGCAGAUCUACCACGUUGACGGAAGGCCCUCCUGACGAUUUCUCCAUUACUUAACGUCUCUCCACUUGCGGGAUUAUCACUUUCAGUCAGGGCCAAGCUCUAUCUAAGCUUCCAUUCUGUUUCUCAAUUCUCCUUUCUUUCUCUCGCUAAAGGGUAGCAUCAAAUUUUAAAACAAAUACGGGCAGCACCAAGCAUGUCCAAAUAGGGUCAAUUUUGAUUUUCCCGGGAUCUCCAGCAUCCUGGCUCAGAUCGCCGAAAGGGCAGAACGUGAUGAAUCAACUAAGUUCUUCCCUUCAAUCUAAAAAAGGAGCUUAUUUCGGAACAGCUCAGUUUCGUGCUUCAAUCAUAUACUUGUUCACAUAUAUACCCUUCGUUUUAUUGUAUGUUUCAAGCGAUGGUAUAUUAGGCGCUUCAACUCUUCCAUCAUUACUGUCGCCCUGAUCCUCUCACAUUUCCACUCUUUUUAUCUAGGUUCUUCACUGUCCCUUUUUCUCGUUUUUUUAUAUUAUUGACAACCCUCGUUACCCGUCUAUCUAUAUACCAUACCUCUUCCCCUGGUGGCCCAGUGAACUUUGAAAGUUAAACCACACAUCCAACCAAAAUACCCGCUGUUUUUGCCGGACGUUCCAUGACGCGCACUGGUUCAUUCUCAUCCGAUUAAGCUAUAAUAUCAGGUCCUUUCCUCUCUAUCUCGACAAGUCCCAUUCGCCACCUUCCUUCCGGUCAACUACUGAGCAGUUACAGCUAUCAUUCACUUUAUCAACAACCCUUGAUUCAAAGAGAUCCUGUUUCCUCUAAUAUCUAAACCAACGCAUCAACCCGUUCCACUGGUGGUUGGUCUCUUCAGCAUGUGCAACUUUUUCAAGAACUUCUACGUUUACAGCUCGUGCCGGGACCCAGGGAACC
Trichophyton rubrum CBS 118892 is the source of this 6255-nucleotide messenger RNA. RefSeq lists its product as uncharacterized. The coding region runs from base 988 to 2049 and encodes 353 amino acids. The transcript has a single exon. Lineage: Eukaryota; Fungi; Ascomycota; Eurotiomycetes; Onygenales; Arthrodermataceae. The record is from RefSeq and is a predicted model, not a curated record.